CGUCUUUUAUCAUCAUCGUGAUACUAGUUUAAUCAGUACAGUCCCAAGGUGAUAACACAAUUCGGAGGCUGGCACACAAGCUUACGAUUGACGAGUGUUAAAUAUUUAAUUUCUAUAUAAAAUGGCGAAAUAUGCGGAAAGAGUUUUGAGCUUAUUGUCAUUAUUUUAUCUUGCUCACGCUGACAGUUCAACUGGAUGUGACAACGGAUGGGUACCAUAUAAUAAUAACUGCUACUUGAUUAAUACAAUAAAGAGUGUAACAAGGAAGGCUGCUGCACAGGAAUGUAAUUCUCAGGAUUCUUCUUUGCUCCGGAUAACAUCACAAGAUCAGUUGACAUGGCUCAAGACGACACUGAAGCAAUAUCCAAGCAGUGGCUAUUGGACAGACCUGAAUGAUAUACCUAAAGUUGUAGCUAACAGACUAGGAACCGGUGUUUGGAAAUGGGGAAUGUACGAAUAUGCCAAUAUGUCCUUGAUCCGAUGGAACCAGUCUCCUGCAAAUGAUGGCCAAUCAACAUGCGGGGCUGUAAAUAUACAAGGAAAAUUGGCUGACUUAAAUUGUAAAGCCAAUGAAGGAUACAUUUGCCAAUAUCCUUCAUCCGGUGGGUGUGUACUCGGUUGGUUGCAAGGAACAGAUUCUUGCUACUAUGUGGCAAACACCUCUGAUCCUUCAGCCCUGAAGACAUGGGCUCAAGCCAAGACAUUUUGUGAGAGUAUGGGAGGUGGUGCGGUAAAUCCUAAGAUGAUGAUUAUUGAUGACCAGAAUGACGUGACUUUUUUGUCGGGAGAGAUUCCUUACUUAUCGCAGACGACAAAGGUCCACUGGGUUGGACUGCAGCAGAAUACCGGAGGCUCAUGGGGUUGGUACACAGGCGCAAAUCUUGAUACCAGCGUUAUAUCUUGGCAGAAAGAGCCGGACAAUGUAGCAGGAAUAGAAAACUGUGGUGUUCUUCGUAUGACAGGAGUGUUUAGCGACAGAGAUUGCUCAUCUAAUGCAAAUUUCAUUUGCACCAAACCGCAAUAUAAUACCGCACCUACGGAUAACAUGGGAUGUGGUUCCUGGAUUCGAGCUGGCAAGUUUUGUUACAGCUUCAUGGCAGGAAAAAUGAGGAAUACUUGGGCCGGAGGUAGGAGUUACUGCCAAUCAAUGGGAGCUGAUCUUAUGAAAGUGGACACUUUUGACAAAAAAACUUGGUUAGAACAACAACUGAUUGACCCUGCAAAUAAUCUUGCUUACUGGACUGGUCUGAAUGAUCAACAAAACGAAGGGAAUUAUGUUUGGGCGGACGGUUCAUCUGUAAAUCAGACUUACAUAAAAUGGAACCAGGAGCCCAAUGAUUACAAAGGGUUCGAGGAUUGUGCUGUGAUUUACACGACUGGACAAUAUAACGACAUAUCUUGCAGUUAUCACGCAGCUGCCAUCUGUGAACUUGACAACCAAGCUACUUGCAAGCCUGGAUGGAAGUCUAAUGGCGGUAAUUGUUACCUGUUUACACCAUACAACAAUAUUUCUGUACUCUACAACCAGAACGAGGCAUCCACCUUCUGUGCAACAUUUGCAUCAAGUAAAACGAAUGUUGGUAGUCUAUUGUCCGUGGAUAACAUGAAUGAAAAGGCAUUCAUUAUAUCUCAAGUAGGAGCCAUGUCCAAUAACGUUUACGGUUGGUGGACAUCACUGAACGACAAACAGAAUGAAGGUUACUGGGCUUUCAACACUAAUCCCCUGCUUAACCCAAAACUCAUUGACUGGGGAGGUGAACCCAGUACAAAACCAGGUGAUAACUGUGGCAUGGUUAUUUACGGCGGAAAUUUUCACGAACGUAACUGCUCGAGACGGAUCCCGUACAUUUGUGAGAGAUAUGCUACAGGGUACAGUACAGGAGUCAGCCUCAAAGGCAGUAUUGUUGCAAGUCUGAUUCUUUUACUGGCGUCUAGAAUCUUCUAGAAACAUUUGUAACCUCACUAAAAAACAAAACUUUGUAUGAUUUAUGUCUAUAAAAGAAAUUUCGAAGCGGAGACGAUGUGAAUGCAAGAAACGACGGAAGUGUUAAUCUAUUUUGAUUGAAUUUCGUCUUUGAGUUUAAACACGUGGAACUCUUCAUAUGCUCAUUAUUGCAUUGCCAUAAUUAUGUUUUUAAUUUGAUUCAGCUCGUUUUCGUUUUUACUUGAUUGGAAAAAACCUGUACAAUGCUCUAUGUAAAAAUAUAUAAAUUGUAUAAUUGUCCAAA
Messenger RNA from Ruditapes philippinarum (Manila clam), 2228 nucleotides. RefSeq names its product macrophage mannose receptor 1-like. The record is from RefSeq and is a predicted model, not a curated record. Bases 122 to 1945 code for a protein of 607 amino acids. Gene Ontology annotation, biological process: positive regulation of cell migration; detection of molecule of fungal origin; positive regulation of phagocytosis. Gene Ontology annotation, molecular function: (1->3)-beta-D-glucan binding; pattern recognition receptor activity. Gene Ontology annotation, cellular component: cell surface. The transcript has 14 exons. Lineage: Eukaryota; Metazoa; Mollusca; Bivalvia; Venerida; Veneridae.